AUUAGAGUGUAGAUAAAAAAAGAAGCAGAAAUUAGAACCUCCCAAAAAAAAAAAAUCUAAAUCCAAACUAGGGUUAGGGUUAUCCCUAAUCUGGAUAACGGCUCCAUAUUUCCAACUGAAGAAUUGAAGAUGGGCGCUAAUCCGUCACCAACGGACUCGACCACCGAUCUCGAUGAGCAGAUCUCGCAGCUCAUGCAGUGUAAGCCACUUUCCGAACAGCAGGUCAGAGCAUUAUGCGACAAGGCAAAGGAAAUACUAAUGAAAGAAAGCAAUGUCCAGCCUGUGAGAAGUCCUGUGACAAUUUGUGGGGAUAUUCAUGGACAGUUUCAUGAUCUUGCCGAACUUUUUCGAAUUGGAGGGAAGUGUCCAGAUACAAAUUACUUGUUUAUGGGAGAUUAUGUCGAUCGUGGAUACUAUUCUGUUGAAACUGUCACGCUGCUGGUGGCUUUAAAAGUUCGUUAUCCACAGCGGAUUACCAUUCUCAGAGGAAACCACGAAAGCCGCCAGAUCACUCAAGUUUAUGGGUUUUAUGAUGAAUGUCUUCGGAAGUAUGGCAAUGCUAACGUUUGGAAGAUUUUUACAGACCUUUUUGACUAUUUUCCAUUAACUGCUUUGGUGGAGUCAGAAAUAUUUUGUCUGCAUGGUGGAUUGUCCCCUUCAAUUGAAACCCUGGAUAAUAUAAGGAACUUUGAUCGUGUUCAAGAGGUUCCUCAUGAAGGGCCCAUGUGUGAUUUAUUGUGGUCUGACCCGGAUGAUAGAUGUGGUUGGGGUAUUUCUCCACGUGGUGCUGGAUAUACUUUUGGUCAGGACAUAUCUGAACAAUUCAAUCACACAAACAGCUUGAAAUUGAUUGCUAGAGCUCAUCAGCUGGUUAUGGAUGGAUUUAACUGGGCACAUGAACAAAAAGUGGUUACUAUAUUCAGUGCACCUAAUUAUUGUUAUCGCUGUGGAAACAUGGCUUCUAUCUUGGAAGUUGAUGAUUGCAAGAAUCAUACAUUCAUCCAGUUUGAGCCAGCACCAAGGAGGGGAGAACCUGAUGUUACGCGUAGGACACCGGAUUACUUCCUCUGAAGCAGCUACAUGCCAUAACUGGUUCAAGAAUUUGGGUUUUCUUCUUCUCUUCCCUCCUCUUACAUAGUCAGGUAGUUGCAGACCCUUUGAAGAUUUCCGUUGCAUCUACUACCUGCCACUUAUUAUUACAUGUCAUUUUUUAAAUGAUGGCGAUCACCAAAAAUAUGUAUGCUAGCUAUGACAAUAGCGUUUAAUCUAUCUUACCCUUGGAUAUUCGUCAAAGUGAUUGCAUAGCUGAUGAAAGACUGAUAAUAUCAGAAUGUAUUAGUUAUGUAGAUUUUUAUUUAUUUA
Hibiscus syriacus is the source of this 1362-nucleotide messenger RNA. RefSeq names its product serine/threonine-protein phosphatase PP2A-4 catalytic subunit-like. NCBI's taxonomy places the organism in Eukaryota, Viridiplantae, Streptophyta, Magnoliopsida, Malvales, Malvaceae. Gene Ontology annotation, biological process: peptidyl-serine dephosphorylation; mitotic cell cycle. The transcript has 11 exons. Gene Ontology annotation, molecular function: protein serine/threonine phosphatase activity. Bases 130 to 1071 code for a protein of 313 amino acids. The record is from RefSeq and is a predicted model, not a curated record. Gene Ontology annotation, cellular component: cytosol.